AUGCAGGAGAGCGAGCUGUCUGCGAUCAAACAGGUCGUCGACGACCAGGAGCGCCUUCUGUUUGUGAUCAAAGACGACUUCUACGGCCCCAUCUCCAAGGAGGCAGACGAGCUCUUUGAUUCCAUCUCCAAUUCGGUGAUCAAAGCUGAAUUCACCCUGAAUCCAGUCCGCUACUUCAACGAAUCUGCUUCGACACCGUCAAAAUGCUCCCUUGGCCACGACAACUUGAACUUCUACGGUGGAUUUGCUGAAGAGAGGAAGAUUGUGAUUUAUCAGGCUGAACGAGUUGAGAAGAACGAGAGGGCAUUCCGAAUCAGCAGUGGGGAGACUGUGACUCUCUUCAGCGUAAAAAAGGGUAGUUCCAAGGCAGGAGAGCUCCUUCAAAGCGGCCUAUUUGAUUUCAUCCAUUUUGGUAAGAGAUUUGAUAAGACCGUUGAAACUGGGUUCAUCAGUGCCCGUCUCCUGGAAUUCUUCAGGCUUCUGAAGGAGAUGGAGAGUCGCGAGGUCUUCGUCUACGCCACUGAGGCAGAGAUGCGGAUUCUGUGGCAGAUUCUGAAGCACAGGGUCGAAGGCACCUUCGAUUCCACGCAAUGGCGAAUCACGGCCGGAACAUUCAAAAACUACAAGGACAUCAAGGUGAAUCUGGUGCUGACCAGCAGCGUAUCACAGCUUCACAGACUGGGUCGCCAGGCCAAGGUGAUCCUCUUCUCGCGUGUCUACGUCCAUCUCAGGGCCCAGCUCUUUCUGAUGCUCUCUCCUGAUCAGAAAGACGAAUUGGAUCAAUUUUGUUCGUAUGAGCAUAAACUGGCAGAGGGGCAGCAGAAGAAGCAGGACGUCCUCAGUCGCCUGAAAUGCAUUCUGGUUGACACCGAUGGCUUCAGCAACAACUGCUUCUUCUGCAGUGACAGCGAGGUGGUCCAGUUCUACGCCUUCGUUGAGGAGACGAAGCAGGCUCUUCUCAGGAGUCCCCUUGUUGAAGGCGUCGAACUGUUCAACAACAACUUCUUUGUCACGGCCAGAACCAGUUCCAGGUGCGCCGUAAAGAGCGUAUUUGGAGCAUGUCGGUUUCCAGUUGAGUACCCUGUGAGACCAGCCGUGUUGAAUGCGACUGUUCUGACUGAUUCAGUUGAAAUUGGUACAGUUGUGAACUACUACCAAUUUAUAGGCGGAAUGAAGUUUGAAGUGGAAGUGGAAAGUGAUGGCAGUAACAGUAAUAAUAGUAAUAAGGGUAGUAAUAAGGAUGAUAGUAAUAAGGGUAGUAAUAAUUACGAUAAUAGUAAUAACAACGACAACUACGAUAGUGACAUAUCUGACUACCGAAUCAAUCUGCUAUCAUCCAACAACCAUAGCAAACCGUGUUCAAAAUUCAUCACCGAAUUCUCAUCAAAUGAAAUCACAAUCUUCUUCAGAAACUACAUGAUCCAAAUCAGAAGGAGCUCAGUGGAGAAGAUCAUCGCAGAAUACGACCGAAUCGAUGCAGAUGGACACGUCGACGUCUACGUCCUCCUGAAGACACUUCCUCGCGUCUAUUCCUGCCAGGAUGUGAAAUAUGCGACAGUUUGCAUGAAAUACCAAAAUAUGGCACAGCUGAAGCUGGCGAGAUGGGACCGAUGCACGAGGGAGGAGAUCGACUGGUUCGAGAGACGCGGAGACAUCAAAUUCACGGUGCAACUCGACCAGAGCGGAGUUGGAUCCGCCCCAAACGAGGUCAACUUCGUGGACGUAUCCCCCUCGUCCGUCCUGGAGCACCUCGUUGCCCAAUUGGCCAAGUUCUAUCCCGUGGUCCACUACAGCGAGGUCAGGGAGCCACGAGACUCCUCGCUCUCCUUCCUGGACUCGUCCCAGAUCGUCGCCUACUUCACGGCCCUCCUCGACUUCGCCUCCCUCUACCACGUCCUCGUCCUGGUCUCCUGGAAGGCCCGCUUCCUCACGGACGUCUUCACCGAAGGAGACCUCGCCUACAUCGCAGACAACACGGACGUAGGCGACUUCUGCCGCCACCUCGAAAGACGCCUCUCUCACCGCCUCGAUAAAAUCAACCUCAGAAAGGCAGUGGUCGAAUUCAGGCAGAUUCGACCAAAUCGAUUCCGCCCCAAAAGAGACCAUUCGACCACAGUUGAAAUCCGAUCUGUUCUGGUCACGCCCCUUCGCACCUUCUACAACUGGGAGCAGCCAAACGACACCAACCGCGUUCUCAGGAACUUCGAGCCAGACCGCUUCCUGCGCGUCUCGCUGCGAGAGGACGAGGACACGAAGUUCCAGAACGACCUGGCCAGGGGGCAGGAGGCCGUCUACGACUUCUUCAGGCGCACUCUCCUCGAUGGGAUGUUUGUUGGCCCCAGAAAGUACUUCUUUCUGGUGAUGACUGCUGCCCAGAUGAGUGCCCACAAUGCCUGGUUCAUAUCGACGCUGAUUGCAGGCAGACGGGUCAUAGGCGCCGAUUACGUCAGAGGGUGGCUGGGUGACUUCAGGAAGAUCAAGAACAUUGGGAAGUAUGCGGUGCGAAUUGGACAGGCAUUCAGUGCCACGAAGGAGGCCGUUGGGGUUGACAGGGUCGUUGUUCUUGGAGACGUGGUCAGAAAUGGAUACGUCUUCACUGAUGGGGCUGGAGUAAUCACGCGUCAGCUUGGAAGAGGCAUUGCCGAGUCACUUGGGCUGAAUUACGUGCCAUCUGCCUAUCAAAUACGAUUUGGUGGUGCUAAGGGGGUGGUAACAGUACAGCCAGAUGAAGUGGUAGAGAAGAUACUGGUAGAGGGUAAUAGUAGUAAUAGUAGUAACAAUAGUAGUAAGGGUGAUAAUAAUAGUAGUAAGGAUAAUAGUAAUAGUAGUAAGG
This is a messenger RNA of Enterospora canceri, 2833 nucleotides long. The record is from the annotation of a GenBank genome assembly. Lineage: Eukaryota; Fungi; Microsporidia; Enterocytozoonidae.